AUGAUUGCUCGUGGUAUCGCCGAUGAGACGACUCAGGGAGGGAAUCAUGGAAUGGAUAUCGCUGAACGCCUAGCGAAAACGCUACCACGAUUACCAAAUGUGAUUCACAGUCAAAUGGAAGGCAAACCUGAGGAACUACGAGAGAUGAUAUCACAGAUGCUCGGAGAUGGGUUGAUAAGUCAACUUGUGGUGAAUCCUCUUGGGGUAGCCGAAGGAAUGGGAGUGCCGUUGAGCACGUUGGGAAUCAACAAAACUGAUGUUGAGGGCCGAUUUGGCGGGGCCCACUCAAACCGCACAUUCAGUGGAGGCCUGUUUCCGUUUGUCACAACACAAUCUACGACUACAGAAAAGGUCAUGUAUCUGGAUGGUGUACCAAUAAAAGAUUUCGAUGAGUUUGUCAGGAAUAGAAACCUUGAGGAACGCUUUUCAACGAAGAAGCCAGCAACUACCACUACUCCUGUGCCAUCUGCAAGCGAUAUAGCGGCAGCAGUUGUUGAUCAGCUCAAAGUAUCAAUGCCAGUAGCCCAGGUUUCAUCACCAAUGCGCGAAACCUAUGAGCCAAAGCGUUGUGCACAAAAUUUUCGAUAUGUCUUUAAUUGA
Messenger RNA from Ostertagia ostertagi, 600 nucleotides. Lineage: Eukaryota; Metazoa; Nematoda; Chromadorea; Rhabditida; Trichostrongylidae. The record is from the annotation of a GenBank genome assembly.